Molecule: messenger RNA, 681 nt
Organism: Morus notabilis
Lineage: Eukaryota; Viridiplantae; Streptophyta; Magnoliopsida; Rosales; Moraceae
Product: cyclin-dependent protein kinase inhibitor SMR3
Exons: 1
Coding region: 24-611 (195 amino acids)
Biological process (GO): regulation of DNA endoreduplication
Source: RefSeq, a predicted model, not a curated record
UGUUCUUGUUUGGUCUUUCCUCAAUGUACUACUCUAAACUAAAGUCAAUUUCAUUGAUCAGGCCCAAUAAUAAUAACAAUAAUUCUGAGAAUAUGCUUCUCUCCGAAAAAGACCUCAAUGCAGUGGAAUUCAAUUUCUUGGUAAGACCCACGUUGGAAUUCAAGCAUGAUCAUCACUGCCAAAUUUCACUUUCAUCAUCAUCAUCAUCAGAAGAAGAAGAAGACGACGUUCAUGAUCGGAAGCAAGAAGAGGAGGACAGAAAAAAAGAAGAUAAAUUCGACAUGUUGGUUUCGACUUUGAAGCUCAAAAUCCCAUCUCCAGAUCAAGAAUUCAGAGUACUAGAAGAUCAGGAAAAUCAUGUCGGAGUUGUCGACGGGUUCAAGACUCCAACUUCUUUGGACCACAAGAUCCCGGCGACCCUCAAAUGCCCGCCGGCGCCGAGAAAACCCAAGUCGCUCCCGUCGACGAAGCGGAGAUUGCCGAUCAGCCGCCGCCGGGUGCUUCUUGAUCUGACGAGUGAGAUUGAGUCGUUGUUUCCUCCGGCAAUUCUUGCGGAUCUUGGUGGUAAAAUUAAGAAAGUUAGACAAGCUGGGAGUGGAAAUAUUUUAUAAUAAUGGCCGAUUUCAAUCAUACGUAUGUAUGUUAUUAUGUGAAAUACUAAAAGAAUUUAUCUUCUUUUUU